Molecule: messenger RNA, 2514 nt
Organism: Enhydra lutris kenyoni (northern sea otter)
Lineage: Eukaryota; Metazoa; Chordata; Mammalia; Carnivora; Mustelidae
Product: fem-1 homolog C
Exons: 3
Coding region: 308-2161 (617 amino acids)
Molecular function (GO): protein binding
Source: RefSeq, a predicted model, not a curated record
UGUGCGGCUGCUGGCGGAGCAGGCCGGCCCGGGCGGCGGCGCGGACAACGGUUUCCAUUUAAGGCGGCGACCCGAGCCCCAGCGGCCGGCGGCGGCGGAGAGGACCAGCCCCCGGGCAGUUUGGUGCUCUGGUGGUCAGAUGUCGGAAGGCAGUAAGGCGACAGACUCUCCGUGGUUUUAUAUCCGUUUGGGGUGCAGCGGUUGACGGUGAACUUUGGUUCCUGUCACUCUUGCCUGUGUCGAUAAGAGUUAAGCCAGAGCUUUGCUUUGAGGGAUAAAGAAAGCGCAGCCUUUCCACUGGACAUAAAUGGAUCUAAAGACAGCAGUGUUUAACGCAGCUCGGGAUGGCAAACUGCGGCUUCUCACCAAGUUGUUGGCCAGCAAAUCCAAAGAGGAGGUUUCCUCCUUGAUCUCGGAAAAAACAAACGGAGCCACGCCACUCCUGAUGGCCGCCAGGUAUGGGCACCUUGACAUGGUGGAGUUCCUCCUCGAACAGUGCAGUGCCUCCAUAGAAGUGGGGGGCUCCGUCAAUUUUGAUGGCGAAACCAUCGAGGGGGCUCCCCCGCUGUGGGCCGCUUCUGCAGCGGGACAUCUGAAGGUGGUGCAGUCCCUGUUAAACCAUGGAGCGUCUGUCAACAACACAACUUUAACCAAUUCCACUCCUCUUCGAGCUGCCUGUUUCGAUGGCCAUCUGGAAAUCGUGAAGUACCUCGUGGAACACAAAGCCGACUUGGAGGUAUCCAACCGACACGGGCAUACGUGCUUGAUGAUUUCGUGCUACAAAGGACACAAAGAGAUUGCUCAGUAUUUGCUUGAAAAGGGGGCAGAUGUUAAUAGAAAAAGUGUGAAAGGUAAUACUGCAUUGCAUGAUUGCGCAGAGUCUGGGAGUUUGGACAUCAUGAAGAUGCUGCUUAUGUAUUGUGCCAAGAUGGAAAAGGAUGGUUAUGGAAUGACUCCCCUUCUUUCGGCCAGUGUCACCGGUCACACAAAUAUUGUGGAUUUUCUGACUCACCACGCACAGACCAGCAAGACAGAACGGAUCAAUGCUCUAGAGCUCCUGGGAGCUACGUUUGUGGACAAAAAGAGAGAUCUGCUUGGGGCCUUGAAAUACUGGAAAAAGGCCAUGAACAUGAGGUACAGUGAUAGGACUAAUAUCAUCAGCAAACCGGUACCUCAAACUCUGAUAAUGGCUUACGAUUAUGCCAAGGAGGUGAAUAGUGCGGAAGAGCUAGAAGGUCUUAUUGCCGACCCCGACGAGAUGAGAAUGCAGGCACUAUUGAUCAGAGAACGUAUUCUUGGUCCCUCUCAUCCCGAUACCUCUUAUUACAUUAGAUACAGAGGCGCUGUCUAUGCGGACUCUGGAAAUUUCAAACGAUGCAUCAACCUCUGGAAGUAUGCUUUGGAUAUGCAGCAGAACAACUUGGACCCUUUAAGCCCCAUGACCGCCAGCAGCUUGCUGUCUUUUGCGGAACUGUUCUCCUUUAUGCUCCAGGAUAGGGCUAAAGGCCUGCUGGGCACCACCGUUACGUUUGAUGAUCUUAUGGGCAUCCUGUGCAAAAGUGUCCUUGAAAUAGAGCGAGCUAUCAAGCAAACUCAGUGUCCAGCUGACCCGUUGCAGUUAAAUAAGGCUCUGUCCAUUAUUUUGCACUUGAUUUGCUUGCUAGAGAAAGUUCCUUGUACUCUAGAACAGGACCACUUCAAAAAGCAGACUAUCUACAGGUUUCUGAAGCUGCAUCCGAGGGGGAAGAAUAACUUCAGCCCCCUUCAUCUGGCUGUGGACAAGAACACGACCUGCGUAGGGCGCUACCCCGUGUGUAAAUUCCCGUCUCUGCAGGUCACGGCCAUACUGAUCGAGUGUGGCGCCGACGUGAACGUCAGAGACUCUGACGACAACAGCCCCCUGCACAUCGCCGCUCUGAACAACCAUCCCGACAUCAUGAAUCUCCUUAUUAAAUCAGGUGCACACUUCGAUGCCACAAACUUGCACAAGCAGACUGCUAGUGACUUGCUGGAUGAGAAAGAGAUCGCGAAAAAUUUGAUCCAGCCCAUCAAUCACACCACCCUGCAGUGUCUUGCUGCUCGCGUCAUAGUGAAUCAUAGAAUAUAUUACAAAGGGCAUAUCCCAGAAAAGCUAGAGACCUUUGUUUCACUUCACAGAUGAUAAUCUGCCUGGCUCGGCGCACUGUCGAAAGCACGGAUCGCUGACAGUUGCCUCGUAAGUGAGCACUGUUGUGAGAACACCAGCAUUCACUUGGCUUGACACCUCGUGCUCUCAUUGGCUAAAGCAUUAGAAGCAUCAGCUUUCCAGGAUUGGUUUCCCAGUAUUUAAUAUAAAUACACCAUAUAAUAUAUUGUUUGUGUAUUAUUGAGAAAUGGAAUGUCCUACUCGAAUUCCUUAAAUUGUCUGCCAAAGGCUUACCUAUUCUGGUUCUGUUUGCUGUUGGGUGUUUGGGACAAAAUUCACUGUUCUUCAGUGGUGUCUUUAUACUUUACUGGUUUGUGAAUUUUAUACAA